Messenger RNA from Oldenlandia corymbosa var. corymbosa, 1795 nucleotides. The record is from the annotation of a GenBank genome assembly. NCBI's taxonomy places the organism in Eukaryota, Viridiplantae, Streptophyta, Magnoliopsida, Gentianales, Rubiaceae.
AUUCUCUUCACUCUCUUGGGAUUCGCGUUUAUCAAAAAGGUUCCUGAUCUGCUCCCCUCUUUUCGAUUUGUUUCAAAUUUUGAAUUCGGAUUUUUGAAUUUGGAUCUCUAUGUUGUGUCUCUUAUUCGAUUUGAUUGCUUACAUUGUUUCCUGCGAUUUGCCUGUAAGGAUCUCGAUUAUGUGAUUCUUGAUUUGUCUUUUUUUUUGGUUGAUCCGAUGCUGAAACGUUAUGAUUUACGAGAUUUGAAUGGCGCCAAUUGUUUAAUUGAUCUGUAACUGGUUGCAUUUCUCUCUCACUUCAGAGGAUUAUUGCUUCACUAUUGUAGAGUUACUUUUCAUGUUGAGGCCGGUAUAUUAUGUUUUUGAGUCAAUCCUGAUUUGUGCUUCCAUUGAUUUGUUCCUAACUGUCGGAGUUUGGAUGUUUUGGAAAUCUUUUUUCAUAGCUGAGGAUCUUUAUCUCGGCUAAUCAGCAACUGACGUCGUAUCAGUAGAUGUGGUUUAAGGCCUGUUAACUAGAUGUUGGAUUUAAAUUUACAAAUUGUAUUUUCGUUAAGCUGAAAAUUUGCUAUAUUCUGUGGAUAUUUCGCAAUUGCAGUUUUCAAACUAUCCUGACUAAUUCGAUCAUUGACGGUCUGAUUGAUUCUUUGACAGGUAGUAAGAAAUGGCAGAUACUGAGGAUAUUCAACCACUCGUCUGUGACAAUGGAACUGGAAUGGUCAAGGCUGGAUUUGCUGGAGAUGAUGCUCCUAGAGCCGUGUUCCCAAGUAUCGUUGGUCGCCCCCGACACACUGGUGUGAUGGUUGGCAUGGGCCAGAAAGAUGCAUAUGUCGGGGAUGAGGCCCAGUCGAAGAGAGGUAUUCUAACUUUGAAGUAUCCAAUUGAGCACGGUAUUGUGAGCAAUUGGGAUGACAUGGAGAAGAUCUGGCAUCACACUUUCUACAAUGAGCUUCGUGUAGCUCCUGAGGAACACCCUAUUCUUUUGACUGAAGCCCCUCUGAACCCCAAGGCAAAUCGUGAAAAGAUGACUCAGAUCAUGUUUGAAACCUUCAAUGCCCCUGCUAUGUACGUUGCAAUUCAGGCUGUUCUUUCCCUCUAUGCUAGUGGACGUACAACUGGUAUUGUUCUUGACUCUGGUGAUGGUGUCAGCCACACUGUUCCAAUUUAUGAAGGUUAUGCUCUUCCACAUGCCAUCCUUCGUCUUGACCUUGCUGGUCGUGAUCUGACUGAUUAUUUGAUGAAAAUCCUCACUGAGCGUGGUUACUCAUUCACCACCACUGCCGAGCGGGAAAUUGUCAGGGAUGUAAAGGAAAAGCUGGCAUACAUUGCCCUUGAUUAUGAGCAAGAAUUAGAAAUUGCAAAGACUAGCUCUGCCAUUGAGAAGAGCUAUGAGCUGCCUGAUGGACAGGUGAUCACAAUUGGGGCUGAACGCUUCCGUUGCCCUGAAGUACUUUUCCAACCUUCUUUGAUUGGUAUGGAAGCUGCUGGUAUCCAUGAGACAACAUAUAAUUCUAUCAUGAAGUGUGAUGUGGAUAUUAGGAAGGAUCUUUAUGGAAACAUUGUUCUCAGUGGUGGUACAACUAUGUUCCCUGGCAUCGCUGACAGAAUGAGCAAGGAAAUCACCGCUUUAGCCCCCAGCAGCAUGAAGAUUAAGGUGGUUGCUCCACCCGAGAGGAAGUACAGUGUGUGGAUAGGAGGAUCCAUUUUGGCAUCUCUCAGCACCUUCCAGCAGAUGUGGAUUGCCAAGGCUGAGUAUGAUGAGUCUGGCCCUUCGAUCGUGCACAGGAAAUGUUUCUGA